AUGAACGGAACCACAAACAAGAAAAUCGUUACCGGCCCAGUGGGAUUAGGACCCCACAAGGCUAGUUGGAUCGGCGCCAGUAGCCCCGCCGUACCCAUCUCCACCAUGCAAGGGCGAGCGAAGUGGAAGCCCCACACCCUCGACAAAGGUCAUAGACCUGAUUAUAGAACGACGGCUAUGCCGGAACAAAAAGACAAACUCCAAAAAAGGGCUCCACUUAGCCACCGUAUUCGACGCCAGUUAAUGCACGUAAGAGAAGAGCAGGUGACUCUUCUCCUGGCCAAAUUCCCCCAUUUAUUGCUGCCGAGUUGA
Molecule: messenger RNA, 312 nt
Organism: Macrosiphum euphorbiae (potato aphid)
Lineage: Eukaryota; Metazoa; Arthropoda; Insecta; Hemiptera; Aphididae
Source: the annotation of a GenBank genome assembly